CCCCGAGAUCUCGUUCAGCCAUAGAAACAAAGAUGGUGGCUCCCUGAUCGUCCAUGUGGCUUCGCAGAUAGAGAAACUCCUUCGUAACUCCACGUUAACUUAUUUAACAUAAUUAAAACAAACAGCGGAAUCUGCGGUGAAGCUGCGAGCAGCUCUGUGAGGAACUAAACAUGCAACACGACGACGUGAUCUGGGACAUUAUUGGAAACGCGCAGUUCUGCUCCUUCAAAGUCAAGACAAAGAGUCAGAGCUUCUGUCGGAAUGAAUACAACAUCACAGGCUUGUGUAACCGCUCGUCCUGUCCUCUGGCCAACAGUCAGUACGCCACCAUCAAGGAGGAGAAAGGUCAGUGUUUUCUCUACAUGAAGGUGAUCGAGAGAGCAGCUUUUCCUGCCAAAAUGUGGGAAAAAGUGAAGCUCAGUAAGAACUACGAGAAAGCUCUGGAACAGAUCGACGAGAACUUGAUUUACUGGCCUCGAUUCAUCAGACACAAAUGUAAACAGAGAUUCACCAAGAUCACCCAGUACCUGAUCCGCAUGCGCAAACUGGUCCUCAAGAGACAGAGGAAGUUGGUUCCUCUCAGCAGGAAGGUGGAGCAGAGGGAGAAGAGGAAAGAGGAGAAAGCUCUGAUCGCUGCUCAGCUGGACAACGCCAUCGAGAAGGAGCUGCUGGAGAGACUCAAACAGGGAACGUACGGAGACAUCUACAACUUCCCCGUUCACGCCUUCGACAAAGCCCUGGAGCAGCAGGACGAAGAAAGCGAGUCCGAGUCCGAGGAGGAGGAGGACGACGAGGAUGUGGGGAAGAGAGAGUUUGUAGCAGAAGAAGAAGUGGAGGAGAGCGACCUGAGCGACUUCGAGGACAUGAACGAGCUGAAGACGAGCAGCGACGAGGAGGAGGACGAGGAGGGGUCGAGUGAAGAAGAGGAGGAGGAGGAGAUGGAGGUGGAGAAGAAGGCCUCCAGGUCCAAAGGCAAAUCUCCCGCCAACGGCUCCGCGGCGAGGAAGAAGCGAGUGUACGUGGAGAUCGAGUACGAGCAGGAGACGGAGCCCGUCCCCAAGAGCAGAGCCACGUAGUGAUGUCGGCCGCCAAUCAGACUGUGAGCCGAGACUCUGCCGAGGACACGAUCCUCCACGUACCGCCAGCACAUCUGGAUGACACCUCACAGUGUGUUUACGGAGCUCGCUCACCGCGGUUCGUCUUCAUCCCCCCGUGACACCGGGCUGCUGUUCAUGUUUAAAGUGACACGUAAAGUUUUCUGACGAGGUGCUUUCGCUCGCUUGGUGUGUGGCGGUUGGCUCAGGUCUCCUGCAGGUCUCUGAACCAGAGAGCAGUCAGGACCGCGGUUCGGUAUCCCCAUAUCAGAUCAGAAUCCUUUCCAGUCCCGUGUUGAACCUCCAAGUUCAGCUUUCGUCAUUUACAAGUAAAUCAAGUUCUAAGCAACGACAGAGAUUCAGCUCCGGUCCGAGCUCCGAUGCGGCUGGUGAGAAGCCAGACGGCAGCUGACGCCCCACCUUUUCUCCACGGUUCAUUUCUGCAGUAAAGACGUCUGAGACGCGGUGAUCUGGUUUUCACUCGUCCCGGAUGUCUUUAAGGCAGAAACGCUUGUAGAGCGGACUGACCCUUUGUGUCCUCGGGCUCCGGCUGCGUCGCCGUUUUCACGUCGCUCUCACUCCUUCACGAAGGAGCUUUUGAGCCGAGCGUUCCUAUGGACUGAGUGUAAUUCACAAUAACACCACUCAUCUUACUGCUAUUUAGCCUCAUCCUCAAAGGGGUAAAGGGUCAGUUCAACCAAAAAAGGAAAAAAUAAACCUAUUUCCACUCAGACGGUUUUGGUUUUGUGCGUCCUGGUUUGGAGAGUUGUCUCUGAGAUUCCUGCCUUUUUCGCAGAAAUCCAGAUCCAGUAAAUCUGCAUCAUCAUCAUCAUAAUAUUUAAUAUUAAUAUUAAUAAUAAUAAUAGAAUAAAUUAGCUUUGGGGGGGAAAAUCUGAGCUCAAAGCCUGAGGUUUGUUCCUUGUCUGGAGUAAAAGGUUCACAUUCAUUUGUAGAACCUGCUUUUUUCCCAUGAAGUGGAAAGUUUGGGGAAAAAACAGCGGAGGACGAAGAAUUCAGAUCAUUUACGUAACCAGUACAACAACUAAAAAUACUCCAAGUAAAAGUCCUGCAUUCAAUAUCCUACUAAAGUAAAAGUACACAAGUAUUAGCAGAUAUAUUUAUUUCAGGUAUUAAAAGUACUCAAUAAAAGAUGUUAGUAAUCCUGAGUCACGGAGGCUUCGGCAGCGUUUUACUGCUGGAGCUGCUUUUAGCUACGUCACAGACAGGUAGAUGGUUUAGUCCACUGGUUCCCAACCCGGGGGUCGAGCCCCUCCAGAGGGUCACCAGGUGAACCUGAGGGGCCGUCAGAUGAUUCACGGGCCAGUUUUCAAUAAACAGUAACGGGUCAAAAGUUCCUGACGAAGCCCAGUGUCCAUGUUAAAUGAGGUCUGACCCGUCACUGGGUCCUGUGGUGGGUAUCAGGCCUUGACCCAGAUCAGCUGAGCCCCACCACAGACGACACCUUUUGUUUGUUCCGACGGUAGAAAAUGAAAUGGGAAAUAAAGAGAGUGACUUAAAGAGGCAGUAAACAGAGCGCCGGCCCUCGACAGAGUGUGUUGAACCUGGGGUGAAGCGAUGUCGUGAUUCUGCGGAAAAACGCUUCCAGCCUCAACACAGAUUUCUUUACUAAUCCGUUCUUUUGGACUUUUCUCAAAUCUUUGAUUUUAGUUUUUGUGAAUUAUCGUAUCAUUUGAACCAUGAAACCAUGUGAGAAGUUUAGAGGAGAAAUGUCUCUUUGGUCUCACUCAAGAAACAAUAACGCAAGGUUGGAAACCACUGGUUUAACCUUAAGCAUCGUGUUUUAUGAACUGAUGAUGUGUUUCCAAUGUAAAAUCUAAACCAGGGAAGUAGCUGAAGCUGAGAAACAGAUGUAAGGCAGUUAAAGUCCAGAAUUUCCCUCUGAAAUGUGGUGGAGUAGAAGUAGAAAGUAGCCGAGAAUGGAAAUACUCAAGUAAAGUACAAGCACCUUCAAAAUGUACUUCGUUACUUCCCACCACUGGAAAUAACCGGUCACUUUAGAUGGAGGAAGGUGCCUCCACCCUGCUACGGUAGAGAUCAAAGUUACUGAGAGCGACGUGUCUCCACAGUAAAUAAAGGCGUAGUUUCAUCUUUCUAAUAAAGAAACAGCUCUGUGUUCUGUGGAUUCCCUAAAAUAACAGGCUCUGUUUCUGAAAGAUGCUGCUGCUGCUGCUGGGGUUUUUAAUCCUAUUACAGCCGAGGCAGAAAUCACGAGACGGAUUUGUCCCAGCGUGCACCAUAAAAACCAAAACCAUCGCACUGGGAAAUAUGUUUUGCUUUUUCUUUAUUUUGCCAGUCGUUUGGUUGAACUGACCAUUCGUUUCCAUUUUGGGAUCAGCUCUGAGGAACCACACAAAGUGGCUUUAACCUUCUUUUUCUGCUUGACGGUGACUCAAAAAUGGCAUUUCUUAUUUGUGUUUUGUUAAAUAUUAGAUGCAUGAAUGAUCUUUGAAAAACACACCACGAGCGCAAAGCAGCAGAUGACGAACACGUGAACAAAUCGACUUAGUUUAUAUGCUCCUCUUAAAGAUAUUUCUCAACUCUCUAAAUAUUUUAUAUGUGCAAAAUAAAGAAG
Xiphias gladius (swordfish) is the source of this 3687-nucleotide messenger RNA. It is a transcript of the gene mak16, whose product is annotated as MAK16 homolog (S. cerevisiae). Gene Ontology annotation, biological process: maturation of LSU-rRNA; maturation of 5.8S rRNA. NCBI's taxonomy places the organism in Eukaryota, Metazoa, Chordata, Actinopteri, Istiophoriformes, Xiphiidae. Bases 171 to 1076 code for a protein of 301 amino acids. The transcript is spliced from 10 exons. The record is from RefSeq and is a predicted model, not a curated record. Gene Ontology annotation, cellular component: nucleolus; preribosome, large subunit precursor.